Drosophila albomicans is the source of this 3574-nucleotide messenger RNA. Its product is annotated as glutamate receptor ionotropic, kainate 2. Gene Ontology annotation, molecular function: glutamate-gated receptor activity. The record is from RefSeq and is a predicted model, not a curated record. Gene Ontology annotation, biological process: monoatomic ion transport. Gene Ontology annotation, cellular component: postsynaptic membrane; plasma membrane. NCBI's taxonomy places the organism in Eukaryota, Metazoa, Arthropoda, Insecta, Diptera, Drosophilidae. The transcript has 14 exons. Bases 173 to 3415 code for a protein of 1080 amino acids.
UACAGUUUUGUGGCUGCUACUACGCUUUAAAUAAUUAUUAAAUAUAUGAAUAACAAUCUGUACAUUAAAUUAGGUUACAUUAUAAAAAGUUGAUAAUACUUAAGUGGAAAUAAAAUAAAAAAGUCAAUGGAUUUGAUGUUCAUGAACAAAAAUAAUAAAUAAAAAAUAUUCAAUGCCACAACAUAUUAGCAAUUUUUGUAAUAUUGAUGAUUGGUGUCACUUCUACGAACGUCCGUUAAAAAAAAGAACUAACUUUAUGAGAAAAGGUUUAUUAGAACUUAACGCAUCCUACGGGAUUUUUGGAUAUCUUAUUUUACUGUCAAUGUUAUUAUUAGCCAAUGCGUUGCCUCCAGUUAUUCGAGUUGGCGCUAUAUUUACUGAAGAUGAACGCGAUAGUAACAUUGAAUCAGCUUUUAAAUAUGCAAUUUAUCGCAUCAAUAAGGACAAAUCGCUGCUACCUAAUACUCAACUCGUAUAUGAUAUUGAGCAUGUGCCUCGUGAUGAUUCCUUCCGGACAACAAAAAAAGUUUGCCGACAUUUGGAAACUGGAGUUCAAGCGAUUUUUGGACCAACAGAUCCACUUCUAGCUGCUCAUGUGCAAUCAAUUUGUGAAGCUUUUGAUAUACCGCAUAUUGAAGCUCGCCUUGAUUUAGAAAUGAACGUCAAAGAGUUUGCUAUUAAUUUGUAUCCAUCUCAACACAUUAUGAAUAUGGCCUAUCGAGACUUUAUGAUGUAUUUAAACUGGACAAAAGUUGCACUUAUCUACGAAGACGAUUAUGGUCUCUUUAAGCAACAGGACCUAAUUCACUCAUCUGCAGAGAUGAAAACGGAAAUGUAUAUAAGGCAAGCAAAUCCGGAGACCUAUCGCCAAGUCCUACGGGCAAUUCGCCAAAAGGAAAUUUAUAAAAUCGUUGUUGAUACAAAUCCAACUAAUAUCAAAACUUUUUUUCGAUCAAUAUUACAGCUGCAAAUGAACGAUCAUCGAUAUCAUUAUAUGUUUACAACCUUUGACUUGGAGACAUAUGACCUUGAGGAUUUCAGAUAUAACAGUGUCAAUAUUACAGCUUUCCGCUUAGUUGACGUGGGAAGCAAACGCUAUCAGGAGGUUAUAAAUCAAAUGCAAAAUAUUCAGCAUAGUGGAUUAAACGUGAUCAAUGGGAUGCCGUAUAUUCAAGCGGACUCCGCACUAAUGUUCGAUUCAGUAUAUGCGUUUGCCUACGGCUUGAAAAGAUUGGAUAGCAGUCACACGUUGACUUUCACAAAUAUUUCAUGCAACUCUGAUAAGACUUGGGGUGAUGGACUUUCGCUAUAUAAUUAUAUUAAUUCGGCUGCAGUUGAUGGCCUAACAGGAAAAGUCAAUUUUAUCGAAGGUCGACGGAAUAAAUUUAAAAUUGAUAUACUUAAAUUAAAGCAAGAAAUAAUACAAAAGGUUGGUUAUUGGCAACCAGAUGUCGGAGUAAACAUUUCAGAUCCAACCGCAUUUUAUGACUCGAAUAUUGCAAACAUUACUUUGAUAGUCAUGACACGAGAGGAACGUCCAUAUGUAAUGGUUAAAGAUGAUGCAAAUUUAACAGGAAAUGCUCGAUUCGAGGGAUUUUGCAUAGAUUUACUAAAAGCAAUAGCACAGCAGGUUGGUUUUCAAUAUAAAAUUGAAUUAGUUCCCGAUAACAUGUAUGGUGUGUACAUACCGGAAACAAAUUCGUGGAAUGGGAUUGUACAAGAGUUAAUGGAAAGGCGCGCUGACUUAGCUGUCGCCUCCAUGACAAUUAACUAUGCCCGUGAAAGUGUAAUUGACUUUACUAAACCAUUUAUGAAUUUGGGAAUAGGAAUUCUUUUCAAGGUUCCUACAAGUCAACCGACACGGCUGUUUUCUUUUAUGAACCCAUUGGCAAUUGAGAUAUGGCUUUAUGUGCUAGCUGCUUACAUAUUAGUAUCAUUUGCCCUAUUUGUGAUGGCUCGAUUUUCACCUUAUGAAUGGAAAAACCCACAUCCAUGCUAUAAAGAAACUGAUAUUGUUGAAAAUCAGUUUUCAAUAUCAAACAGUUUUUGGUUUAUAACUGGCACUUUUUUACGACAAGGAUCUGGGCUGAACCCAAAGAUAUCAGAUCGGGCUCAAUCGAAGUUUUUCUCUUUCAUGAAUCCACUUGCAAUUGAAAUAUGGUUUUAUAUAGCUUUUGGCUACAUUCUUGUAUCGAUAUGUAUUUGGAUAGUAGCCAGAGUGUCACCAUUCGAAUGGGUUCACUCAAAACCAUCUUGUUCUAUGGCAUGUGAUCAACGAAUUCGAAUGUCGAAUUAUAUCAAAGAACCAUUGGGACUUGAAUCCUUAAGAAAUCGAGAUUUUAUUCAAGACAAUAUAGAUGUCAUCACCUUGGAAAAUUUUGCUUCAGAUUGUAAUAAUAUUAGUACACUAUAUAGUGGUGAAGAUGGAAUUGAGGCCGACGAUACUUUGGAGUUAGUAAGCGUCCAAAAUGAUUUUACUUUGAAAAACAGCUUUUGGUUUGCUAUUGGUGCUCUUAUGCAACAAGGGGCCGAUUUAUAUCCAAGGGCGACAUCAACACGAAUUGUCGGCGGAUGUUGGUUUUUCUUUUGUUUGAUUAUUAUAUCGUCCUAUACAGCCAACUUGGCAGCUUUUUUAACAGUUGAACGGAUGAUAACUCCAAUAGAGAGUGCAUCUGACUUAGCAGAUCAAACUGAAAUAUCAUAUGGAACCUUGGAAGGUGGAUCCACAAUGACAUUUUUUCGGGAUUCUAAAAUUGGUAUUUAUCAAAAAAUGUGGAGAUAUAUGGAAAACAGAAAAUCAUCUGUGUUUGUAAAAACAUAUGAAGAUGGAAUCAAACGCGUUAUGGAGGGCAAUUAUGCUUUUCUUAUGGAGUCAACAAUGUUAGAUUAUGCUGUGCAGCGGGAUUGUAAUUUGACACAGAUUGGAGGACUACUCGAUUCUAAAGGUUAUGGUAUUGCAACACCUAAAGGGUCGCCAUGGAGGGAUAAAAUUUCAUUAGCUAUUUUGGAACUUCAAGAGAAGGGUAUUAUUCAAAUCCUAUACGAUAAAUGGUGGAAAAAUACUGGAGAUGUAUGUAAUAGAGAUGACAAAAGUAAAGAAUCUAAAGCAAAUGCUUUGGGUGUUGAAAAUAUUGGUGGUGUGUUUGUUGUACUUCUCUGUGGUCUUGCACUUGCUGUUGUUGUUGCUAUAUUUGAAUUUUGUUGGAACUCGAAGAAAAACUUACAUACCGAUAAUCAAUCUCUGUGUUCGGAAAUGGCCGAAGAACUGCGUUUCGCUAUGCACUGCCAAGGGUCCAAGUCCAAACAAAAGCCAUCACUAAAACGUGAUUGUUUAAAGUGUGUUCCACCUUCGACAUAUGUUCCGACUAAUGUAAAUUUACAAAAUUUGGGCGUACAUUACAACUACUUUAAUUAAGAUUGCUGCCGAAAACUUGAAGCAAUAUAUGUAUAUAUAUACAUAUAUAUAUGUAAUGAAAAAAAAUUGUUCUUAAAUACCUACAACAUAUUUUUGUAUCCCAACUUUAAAAAAUGCAAAAAAAAAGAAUAAUAAAUUGUAUUGGCGGAAAAUCAAAGU